GCCACAGUACUUAUAUAUGGUUUGCAAAACGGCUGGAUGUCACCCUUUAUCAUCGUUCUUCAGUCUGAGAAUAGUCCAUGUGGCUACCCACUCUCUAACUACGAGAUCUCUAUUAUAGCUAGUGGUAUUAGUACCGUUGCCACCGGCACAGCAGUUAUAUAUGGUUACAUAGCAGAUUCUUAUGGACGACGCCUGUCUUUGAUCUUAGUAGUUAUACCACAGAUUUUUGGUUUCGCCUUAAAGUUGGUGUCAGCGCACCCUAUAAGUCUAAUGAUAUCGCAGGCGUGUUGCGGGAUAGCCGGGGGCGGCGUGUUUUGUGUCGCUCCUGUGUACAUUAAAGAAAUUGCUCAAGACUCCUUAAGAGGCAUUUUGGGAUCCUUUGGAAUACUCCUACUGAGCAUAGGAUUGCUAAUAAUGUACGCGAUGGGAGCAUAUUUGGAUUUCUAUACCGUACUCUGGAUAGUUACUUGGAUUCCGAUCCUUAACCUAGUUGCACUAUUUAUAAUACCCGAAUCUCCUGCUUUUUUGGUAAAGAGAGGAAAAUUUGAGAAAGCUGCUGAAGUGAUAGCCUGGCUAAGAGGACUAGAAGUAAACGACAAAGAAGUAGAACGGGAAAUCAUGAUUGCCAAAAACGAAGUUGCGGAGUACGAAAACCUGCCACCAGUUUCUUGGAAAUCUAUUAUAUGUGAACCGACGACAAGAAAAGGUUUGUGGUUAUCGUGUUUGAUCAUCACAUUGUUGGACAUGAGUGGGGUGUACGCUAUUCUGACCUACGCGUCAGUGAUCCUUAGAAACGCUGGAGUAUCCUUUGCCCCAGAAGUCCAAGCCCUGUCUUUUCCAGCUCUUAUGACCUUGGGAUCUUUAUUAUCGGUAUUAACUAUAGAGAAGUUUGGGAGAAAGCCUCUAAUAAUGCUAAGUGCCAUUUUCUCUGGUAUACCGUUGGCCGUGUUGGGAGUAAUAAUCCUCGUGCAAAAUAAUGGACAAUCUUUGCCGUCAUGGCUAGCAGUCGUGUGUAUUGGCAUGUCCUUGUAUUCAAGUGGACAGCAUAUGCCUCUACCAUACGUAGUCAUAUCUGAAAUGUUCAACAUGCAGCUAAGAACAAAAAUUCUCGGGCUUCUAGUAUGCUACAGUUGGGGUAUCUGUUCAAUACAAACUAUGGUCUUUGCACCGAUCACCGAGUACUUCGGCAUGCACACAAUGUUCUUCGGGUUUUCGUUGUUCAACUUUAUUGGAGUAAUCAUUGUGUAUGUGGCUUUACCUGAGACUAAGGGGAAAACUUUGGUGCAGAUAAACAAGGAACUUGAGGGCAGAAGUAAAUGAAUAAAUACCUA
Messenger RNA from Leguminivora glycinivorella, 1331 nucleotides. Its product is annotated as facilitated trehalose transporter Tret1-like. The record is from RefSeq and is a predicted model, not a curated record. Bases 37 to 1320 code for a protein of 427 amino acids. Gene Ontology annotation, molecular function: transmembrane transporter activity. NCBI's taxonomy places the organism in Eukaryota, Metazoa, Arthropoda, Insecta, Lepidoptera, Tortricidae. Gene Ontology annotation, biological process: transmembrane transport. Gene Ontology annotation, cellular component: membrane. The transcript has 7 exons.